This is a messenger RNA of Drosophila innubila, 2209 nucleotides long. It is a transcript of the gene Wnt2, whose product is annotated as protein Wnt-2. Gene Ontology annotation, biological process: neuron differentiation; canonical Wnt signaling pathway; multicellular organism development. Gene Ontology annotation, molecular function: frizzled binding; cytokine activity. Bases 1042 to 2073 code for a protein of 343 amino acids. Gene Ontology annotation, cellular component: extracellular region. The transcript has 7 exons. NCBI's taxonomy places the organism in Eukaryota, Metazoa, Arthropoda, Insecta, Diptera, Drosophilidae. The record is from RefSeq and is a predicted model, not a curated record.
CGAAAACGAAUACGAAUACGAAACAAAGCCGAAACCGAAUUCAAAACCAAAUAUCCAAUUUCAAACGCUGCGUGUCGUGUGUUGAAUCUUUUCGGGAUCCCGAUCCCAACCGAUCCGAUCCGAUCCGAUCUUUAAUUGUGUCACUAAUGAGCCGCAUUUAUGUUAAUCUCGGCACCCGGCUGAAAGAAACAAGUCUAAGCCUUUCAAGCGAUUACAAAUAAAAAAGGCCGACGUUGCCGACAAGCUUCCUCCUUCCUUCUGCCUUCUGCCUCCUGCCGAGGGGAGAACGAAGACAACAACGGAGAAGACAACGAAGACAACGAAGACAACGCAUCUUUAUCUCGCGCUUUUUCACCUGCUGCGUCGUUUAUGGUUAUUGCCGCAAUUUCGUUGUGACAGUCGGAGGCGCUUUAUCAUAAAUUAAAAAGUCGUGUAGUCGUAAAGAGAGGGGGUGAAAGAGAGGGGCAGGGCAGGGGAGGGCAGGGAGAACGGACUUCGUGUGGACGCUGCCUCUUCUUAGUUGGUCAGUGGUCAGUGCGUGUGUUCGGCUUUUGAGCUGAUGAAUGAUGCUGAGAUUCGAGCUGAAGUUGAAUUCGAGUUGAGUUAUUUGCAUGAAUGAAAUCUGCCGACUUGUGAUAAAUGAGCCAAGAGCUGAGGCAACCGUCUAAAUAUUUAGUUGGCCAGUUCAGUUCAAAUAAGCCAACGAUCUGGCGAUGACUUAAUUUAAAUAAUGCUACGACGACGACGACGCUCCCAGAAGCCGCGACUUCUAUUUCAAUAUCGGUGUCAAAUUUGCAGCAAUUCAUCAAAAUAAAUAAUCACAGAGCUCGAGUGAAACAAAAGAAAAAACUAUAAAAUAGCAAAUAACAGAAAUAUGCCAUUUGUAAUUGUUAAAAUUGUGCAAAGCUCAACAAAAUUUCUAUGGCAAGUUCGAAAUUAUGAAAUCAACACUUUUAGUGUGAAAUGAAAUGAAUAUGAAACGAAUAACGAUUCGUAGUACUCGAAUUUGUUUGUGUGUCUGUGUUUGUGCAACGUAGCAACAUGUGGAAAAUACAUAACAAACUCUUAAUAUAUUUACUCUGGAUUAUGGAAAUAAGAUUAGUGUCCAGCUUUACGUCCGCAAUGCUCUGUGGCCGCAUCCCUGGUCUGACGCCGGCACAGCGACAGUUCUGCAGCGAAAUGCCGGAUGUGCUGAUUGCCCUUGGCGAGGGUCAACAGCUGGGAGCACGUGAGUGCCAGCAACAGUUUCGGGGUCAUCGCUGGAACUGCUCCGAGGUGUGGCACAAGAAUGUCCAUAUCAUACCCAUAGCUUCCAGGGAGGCGGCCUACACCUAUGCCAUUGCGAGUGCUGGGGCAGCUUAUGCGGUGACUGCCGCCUGUGCGAGGGGCAACAUCUCCAAGUGCGGCUGCGAUCUGCGCCACAAGGCCGCACCACCGGAGCCCUGGAAGUGGGGCGGCUGCUCCGCGGAUGUGGACUUUGGUAUUCGACACACCAGCAAGUUCAUGGAUGCCAGAGAGCUGGAACGGGACUCACGAUCACUCAUGAAUCUCCACAAUAAUCGCGUGGGACGCAGGAUUGUGAAGAAGCUGCUGCGCACGGACUGCAAAUGUCACGGCGUGAGCGGCUCCUGUGUGAUGAAGACGUGCUGGAAGAGCUUGCCGCCUUUUAGCCUGGUCGGUGACAAGUUGAUGCAGAAAUAUCACAAAGCCAAAACUGUUCAAGCCGUCAGAGGCAAACGUGGACUGAGAUUAGCAUUAAGCAGAAAGAAGCAUGCCAUUGCCGCAGGUCAGAAACCAGCUUGGGCUUGGCCCAAACGCAUGGAACUCGUCUAUUUGGAGGCAUCGCCCAACUAUUGUGAGCGGAGCAUUCAAACUGGAACACUGGGAACUGCGGGACGAUCCUGCAAUCGCACCGGCCACGGCCCCCAGAGCUGUGAUCUUCUCUGUUGUGGGCGUGGUCAUAAUACCCAGCACAUACACCGCAAAUCGCAAUGUCGCUGCCAAUUUCAUUGGUGUUGCGAUGUCGAGUGCGAGGUGUGCGAUGAGAGUUACGAGCAGUUCACCUGUAAAUAGUUAAUAGUUCACCCCAAAUGCGAAUGUUGCUAGUAUUACUUAGUUAGAUUACCUAGUUGCUAGUAUUACACUGAUAAAAAAAAUGUUCUAAAAUCAAGAUUUUGGUCUCAGAACUAAGAUUUUUGGUCUUAAAAAU